This is a messenger RNA of Drosophila bipectinata, 1902 nucleotides long. RefSeq lists its product as uncharacterized. NCBI's taxonomy places the organism in Eukaryota, Metazoa, Arthropoda, Insecta, Diptera, Drosophilidae. The record is from RefSeq and is a predicted model, not a curated record.
AUGUUUAUCAAUAGAGGAUGGCUGAAAAUAUCCAUUUGCCUAUUUCUUGGCUACCUUUUUUAUUUAAAAACCAACCGAGAGGAAGAGACACAAGCAGGAGAAAGGAUCGAAAGUGUUAUCAACUAUGAAGGUGAUUUUUUUGUCAAUACAUCGGGAUGUCAAAUACAUUCCAUGAAACCCUUUGUGGACUCUGCUGUGACCUAUAUGAUGGAACCAUUUGGCCCAUUUUCCUGUCCAAAACUCCAGCUCAUGAGGGCCGAGACCAUAGAUGGUAGAAACUACAUAGUACGAUCCAUUCCAGACUCAGGGUACUUUCGAAACCUGGUUUUAAAGCAGAGGCAUCUUUAUUGCAUGUAUCGUGAAUUUAUUCGGGAAGACGAUUUUGCCAACAUAUAUAUCUCAUUAAAGUUUUUAAGACUAAAGAACCAUUUCGAGCGCGUUGAUAUUGGAUCUGGGGAACAGAACCUACGGAUCUGGUGCUGGGUGGACUUUGGCAGGCUCAUUUUUCACGACGUACUCUUUUUUGUGGCGCCUCCCGAACCCGAGUUGGAAUCUAGUACACCUGCUCAAUUGGAAUCUAAACUGUCAGUCAUGAUCAUGGGAGUAGACUCCAUAUCCCACAUGCACUACCUUCGCUUCUUCCAUCAAGUGGCCGACUUCAUGGAGCGCCUGCCCCACACAGAGUUCUGGGGCUACCAUCGUGUCGGGAAGAAUACCUAUCCCAACCUGAUGCCGCUCUUAAGUGGCAAUACAACCGACGACCUUGAGGCUGCUUGCUACAACAAUUUUGAGAACUACGACACUUGUCAUUUUUUGUGGGACGACUUCAAAGCUGCAGGAUACUCAACCGCCUUCGCCGAGGACACCGAUAUGUACGCGUUGUUUACUUAUCUGAAGAGUGGUUUCAAAAAGCAAAUCACCGACUACUACUUUCGCUAUAUAUUGCGAGAGUCAGAACUAAACUGUUUAUAUCGAACAACAUUGGAUUUUAGAUGCACAGGAGGUCGAUUUUAUGAGAAGCAGUACUAUGAGUUCAUUUAUAAGCUCUUGCCUCACAUGCGACAACGGCCCUUCUUCUCGUUCUUGUGGAAGAUGCAGGGCAUUCAUGACCAUUUCAACUUUGCCAAGUUUGUGGACAAGGACUUUCUGGACAUAUUUCGGAAGAUACAAGAGCAAGGCAUCAUGGAGCACACUCUGAUCCUGUUUAUGAGCGAUCAUGGCCUUAGAGUUGAGGGCUUUGCGCAAACAUUUUUGGGCCAACGCGAGAUGUCGCAGCCCCUUCUUAUUGCGAUUUAUCCCGAAUGGAUGAUGGAAAGGUAUCCCCUGGCCAUGCAAAAUCUUCACAAAAAUGCCAGGAGCUUGGUAACAACCUUUGACCUUCAUGAGACCCUCAAAGAUAUACUCCACUUGGAUCAAAUCACCGAUGAAAGUAUCAUAAACCGAACAAAGAAUCUGCCAGAGACCCAAAGGGGGAUCAGUCUCUUUUUACCGAUUCCUGAUGUCAGAAACUGCAGCAUCGCCGGAAUUCCGGAACACUACUGCCUCUGCGGGGAACUAACCAUUAUUUCAACUGAAAAAAUGUCGGUCCAACUGGCUGCCAGGUUCGCAGUGACCAAAAUCAACGAACUGAUCAAGCCCUAUCCCCAGUGUAAGCAGUUGCGGUUGAAGGAAGUCACCGACGCCUAUGGAACAUCAAAAAACGAUAUUUUACAGAUUCUUGUCCGGUUCAGGACGCUACCUGGUAAUGGAUGCUUUGAUGCCACAAUACUUGAAACAACUCUUGGGCUAUCCGGAGGAAGAAAUCUGUCUCUGGGCGGUCCGGUUACAAGAACCGACAAAUAUGGUCAUCAAUCUUUUUGUGUUCAGAACUUUCACAUUGAAAUGUAUUGUUAUUGCCUCUAA